GUACAGUAAUGCACGAUCUCACCUAUCACAUUGACGGUUCAAGAGCGGAGAUGGGGACUCGGGGUUACGUAGUUAUUAAAUGGAGGUAUCGGACGUACCUACCUCCACGGGUUGGUUGGUUGGCUUUGGGACAAACCAACAACCGCUACAAACAUGAUAGAAUGUUUCCCAACAGUCGAAGCUGGGAAGUAUCAGGUACUGAGCUCGGGGGCCGGAGAUAGGAAUGAAGGGAAGGUUGUUGGGUAUAUAAAGUCCUGUUUUUCCUUUCUUUUGGUUUGUAUCUUGCUACUUACUGUAACUAACAUUGACGUGUUUACUGGUUCAGUUGAAGCUUGAAAGGGAGAUUUAUAUAUUUUUUAUAAAGUGAGAGGGAUAAUCUUUUUGUUAAGAGGAAGAAAGAAAGAAAGCAAUGCCUCUACCCUUCGAAGGAAAAACAGCUCUCAUCACUGGCGGAUCAAAAGGUAUCGGCCUAGCCAUCUCCCACCACCUCUCCUCCCUCGGCGCAAGAGUCAUAAUUAACUAUGCCUCUUCAUCAUCCGCGGCCGACGCAGCAGUCUCCUCGUAUGUUUUCUCCCUUCCAAUUCUCCCCUUUCAGUACUCCUCUAUCCCCAUCCUCAUCUCAUAUCCCCUUAUUAUAAUUUGACCCAACUGACCAGCCCAGAAUCGGUCCCGACAAAGCCCUAGCCAUCCAAGCAGACGUCUCCUCCAUGACCGAUCUCGACCGCCUCGUCAAAGAGUCUCUCGCGUGGUCCGGCGGCAAGAUCGAUAUUUUAGUGAAUUGCGCGGCCAUAUUAAAGCCUGCCGAGUUGGAAGGGGUUACAGAAGCGGAUUACGAUCAGGUUUUUGGGUUGAAUGUUAAGGGGGUUGUGUUUUUGACGCAGGUCCGUACUCUCUUUCUCUUUCUCUUUCUCUUUCUCUUUCUCUUUCUCUUUCUCUUUCUCUCUGAAUCUUCUGUCCAUGUUUUGUGGGGGGAGUGGAUAUUUUGAUGCACUCAUACGGGUUCAUCAACCCAUCAACUCCUACACAAUCUCGCAAAAUGUUCACCCUCCUCCUCAUACAUCACAAACCAAGAACGAAACAAGAAAACUAACGUCAAAACCAAACAAACAGAAAACAGCCCCCCACAUGCCUUCUAACUCCCGCAUAAUCCUCUUCUCCACAACCCAAGCACACGCCUCCACCGUCACAGGCCCCUCCCUACCUAAUCUACGCAAAGGCGCAAUCGAACAAAUGACCCGCGUCCUCUCCAAAGAUCUAGCCAGGAAAGGAAUAACCGUUAACGUAAAUUUUUCCUUUUUCCCUCUAUCCCUUUCUCCUUUUCCCCCUUUCCUCCCUCCAUCCCUUCCCCUCACCCUCACACCCCACCUCUCAAUCCCAAAUCUAACACCAAGCCUACAACCAGUGUAUCGCCCCGGGACCCACAGCAACAGACAUGUUCUUCGCAGGGAAAUCCGAGAGUCUCCUGAAGAUGCUCGCUUCUCUCAACCCGCAGAACCGGAUCGGGGAGCCCUCGGAGAUCGCGAGUGUAGUGGGGUUUCUGUGUGGGGAGGGGGCGAAGUGGGUUACGGAACNAGAUGCUCGCUUCUCUCAACCCGCAGAACCGGAUCGGGGAGCCCUCGGAGAUCGCGAGUGUAGUGGGGUUUCUGUGUGGGGAGGGGGCGAAGUGGGUUACGGAACAGACGUUGAAUGUUAAUGGGGGGACGGCUUGAUUUGGAUGUUAGGGG
Molecule: messenger RNA, 1724 nt
Organism: Hymenoscyphus albidus
Lineage: Eukaryota; Fungi; Ascomycota; Leotiomycetes; Helotiales; Helotiaceae
Source: the annotation of a GenBank genome assembly